UGAGUCCCCCCAGAGCAGCUUGGCUCACCAUGCAUGCAGAGGAAGCAACCAGAGCAAGGUCUCCCGAGGCAGGUCCGGGGGUUCUGGAGGAGCUGCUGACCUAUGAUGACCUUUUCCUGGAGUAUUUCAAUGCCUUCCUGGCUCUGCCUGCCUUUCCUUUGAGACUGCGCUACGACCGGCUCAGGGGGCAGCUGCAGGAGCUGGAUGGCUUCCUCCCAGAGUCUCCCAGCCAGCCGGGGAUGAAGCCAAGCUCUCCUCACUAUGGAGCCACUGACGCAGAGAGAGAAAGGAUCCUGGGCUGGCUGAGGAGGGAGCGCUUACCCCCUUUUCAGAGGACGGCCCUUUACCUGGAGUACAAGCUGGCAAAGCUGCUGAUUCGUCCUCUGGAUGAAGGCUACCCAGUGAGCCGGCAUGAGAUUCGUGGGUACAGCCGGCAGUCUGAGAGCACUGCUGUCUCCAGCAUUCCCAGUCACCCAUCAACAGCUGGGCUGCCCACCAGAGUCCCCAGCCUCGGGCUGUGGAGGCCUCCUAGUCAGACCCGCAGCACUCCAGCCCACCUAGAAGGCUCCGUGGAUGGCUGGACUAAUGCUGGUGGGUCCGAGAGAUCCCUUGAUGGCCUGACCAGAGCCGCCUCUAGCUCUUCACCCACGGCAGGGCAACACUUGGGCAGGCACCAAGGGGAGCUGGCCUCAGGCACUAGGAAGGUGCUGCAGUUUGACCGGGACGAAUUAAACACCUCUGACAGAGGGGAGGAAUACUGGCUGCUCCCUGGCUUUGGCCGUUCCGCUCUGCAGCAGCUGAAGGAGAACGUGCUGGGGACAAGGGCUGGCAUGGAUUGCUUCAAGGAGUUUCUCCAUGGUACCCUGGGGAUCCACCUCCUUCACUUCUGGAUGGACUGUGAGGAUGUCAUGGAGUGCACCAAGCGCUUAGAGGCCAGUACUGCCCAGCAGGAAGCUCAGAUCCUCUGUGUCAGUCUCUGCCGGAACAUUCAAGAUAAGUACAAGCUGAGUCUGUCUCUGGCCUCUCAGGAGCCGAUGUGCGAGGCUCAGGGCGGCGUCGAGGCAACUUUCAGUGCCUUCAGCAGGAGCCAGUAUGAUGCUCUGAGACGUCUGCGCACCUACUGGGUUCCCAGGUUUCUCCUCCACCACCAGAGAACCAGACACCUCAGGACUGUCCCCACCUCAGGCUCCCAGACCAAGCCUAGGCCGCCAAUGAACACUGACUUCCUGCCUUCGCUCAAGGUGUUUGCGUCGCUUCCUGUUGUGGGUGACGGCUGCAUGAGCCACACGAACAGAAGCGCAGACUGGUUCAGCCUUCCGCACUCUGGUACAAGCUGGCGAGGCAGGAUUGUGUCAGCUCGGCAGCCAGACCUCUCAUGGAAUCUCUCUGACACACCGCUGACCUCCCACCUCCUCCAAGCACUAAUGUGUGAUCCUGGGGCUGGGGGGAGCUUUCUUCACUACCUGACCAGGUUUGAGGAUACUCAGAAGGUCCAUAACCUCCAGCUGUGGCAAGCGCUGGAGGAGCACCAGGCCACUUGGGAGUGGCAGGCAGACCAGCUCAAGCCCCACCGCUCAGCCUGGCAGAUCUUCCACAAGUACUUGGUGCAUGGUGCGCCAUGUGAUGUUGGACUCAGCUCUGAUAUGCCACAUUACAUCCAGCAUCUCCAGGAGAUGCUCAGCUCCAGCAACCAACCUCUGGAGCCUUUGGCCUUGGAGCCAGUGGCUCAGCACGUGCUCGCUGUUCUCUGUGAGGCCUGGCUCCGCUACCUCCGCUAUGAGAUAGCCACCUUCCUGGAGUACUGCAUCCCAGUCUCUUACGUGGAAGUGCAGGAUGUCAGGAGCAAAAACAGUAGACUAAAGCAGAGAAGAGACAGGAAGAGGAAGGAAAAUACCAGCUUUCAUGCCCAGGAAGGCAGAAAGCAGCAGAGGAGGCACCGAAAGAAAGCUGCAGCCGAGCCCCAGCGCUUAGGCCACGCUGGCCUGGCAAGUGGGAAAGGGUCAGUGACACCCCAGCGUGCCCUGGACCUGCUCAACAACAAGGUGGUUUUCAAAUCCUAUAGAAAGGCAGCUCAGGAAAUGCAAGAUGCAGGGCUCCAGAGGGUGCUGGGGCUGUUGGAGAAGCUGGAGCGGUGCCAGGCAGCCCCAGAGGGCAGGAAGCGGCUGAGCUGUGUGCUGAAGUUCCUGGACCUCUGGGACCAGCAAGGGGCUGGGCCACUGAGCCCUCGCCUCCCCAGGGAGCUGAGGAAGAGACUGAGGGCAGAGGUGGGCCAGGGAGGAGUAAGCCACUCAAGCAUAGAAGAAAUCCAAGCUGCCUUGUAUGCGCACGUUGCUCCGGCCUUCGAGAGCUUCUGGGCUGAGGUGAGUGAGGGGCUGGGCAGGCAUGGAAUACAGCCCUCCCAGAUCCAAGACGAGGGCUGGCCCAAGCUUCAGCCACUCCUACAUUUGCUGGCUGCCAAGGUGGCCCUCAAGCAUCUAAGGAACAGGAAAGCCGCGGUGAGGUCAGCAGCUACAGCCCAGCCCAGCCAGGAAGACAAAGCCUCCUUCUGCCAAUUCCUCAGGGCUGCUGCCAAAGGCUGGCCCACCCUGGAGAUGCUGCACUUCCUCAAACAUCUGCAGGUCCAUGGCCCCCCUGUGCUGGAGCAUGGCCUGCACUUCCAGCUGGAGGUGCAGAAGUUCAAGAACGCCCAUCACGCCAUGCCAGACAGGGCUGUCCUGAGGAAGAAGGUGCAGGUGAUCCGCAACUGCUUCCUUGUCUCCCAGCUGGAGCCCCGGCUGCAGGUGGUGGUGGAUGCUGAGAAGUUGGGGAGAGCUAUCCGGGCAGCUGAGCAGGCUCUCCAGCAGGAUGCCCCAGCACCACCUCCUGGCCUGUUUGAUGAGCUGAGGGACUCCGUCUUCAACACCCUACUGCCGUACUGGGCUGGGUUCCGAAAGGCCUGGCUGAAGUGGUCGCCUGAGAGUGCCCAGAGAGCCCCAGUGCUGAGAGCCCAGCAGCUCCUACAGCAGAGACGGGCCCUGUUUGAGCGGUCCCAGGGCCCACCACAAACAUUCCAGCUGCCUCCUCUGCAGCAGCAUGUAAACGUGAAGGGCAGCAAGCAGCAGGACGGCUUCACUUACACCUUCUCCGUCAGCAGGGGCAUUGCCCUGAAGGCCUCCAGCAGAGAAGAUAUGAGCACCUGCACUUCUGUGUUUGGAAAUGGCAAGACAUCAGCACGAGUUCAGCUUCCUUCCCUUCCUGAGGUACCGGUGCUGCUCUGA
Molecule: messenger RNA, 3257 nt
Organism: Gopherus flavomarginatus (Mexican gopher tortoise)
Lineage: Eukaryota; Metazoa; Chordata; Testudines; Testudinidae
Exons: 18
Coding region: 30-3257 (1075 amino acids)
Biological process (GO): regulation of signal transduction
Molecular function (GO): G-protein alpha-subunit binding
Source: RefSeq, a predicted model, not a curated record